GACUCCUCUUUCGGAACUGCGUUCGUUCUCGCUCUUGUCGUUCGAAAAGCUCUUUGAAUCGGCCCUGAAAGAACGAAGGCUUCCUCUUUCUUCGUUGCCUCGCUUCAUCACUCUCCCACAUUCUCCUGUUCGAAACCCUUGAACGAAGGGGGGAACGAGGGGGGGGAAUCCCUAAAUUUGAGACCUAGGAUGCUCUGAUUCUGCAACUCCGAGGCGAUUUCACCAUGGGAGCGAGUCGGAAACUUCAGGGGGAGAUCGAUCGGGUCUUGAAGAAGGUACAGGAGGGCGUCGAAGUCUUCGACAGCAUUUGGAACAAGGUUUAUGACACGGAGAACGCCAAUCAGAAGGAGAAAUUCGAAGCGGAUUUGAAGAAGGAGAUCAAGAAGCUGCAGCGGUAUCGAGAUCAGAUCAAGACAUGGAUCCAGUCGAGCGAGAUAAAGGACAAAAAGGUUAGUGCCUCUUAUGAGCAGGCUCUCAUGGAUGCUCGCAAGCUUAUUGAGCGUGAAAUGGAAAGAUUUAAGGUCUGCGAAAAGGAAACCAAAACAAAAGCCUUCUCCAAAGAGGGGUUAGGCCAACAACCGAAAACUGAUCCAAAAGAAAAGGCUAAGGCAGAGACAAGGGACUGGCUCAACAAUGUGGUUGGGGAUUUGGAAAGUCAGAUCGAUAACUUUGAAGCUGAGGUUGAAGGGCUUUCUGUAAAGAAAGGAAAGACAAGGCCACCUCGACUGACACAUUUGGAGACAUCUAUUGCAAGGCAUAGGGCUCAUAUAAUGAAGUUAGAGUUGAUCUUGAGACUGUUGGAUAAUGAUGAGUUGAGUCCUGAUCAGGUCAAUGAUGUUAAAGACUUUUUAGAAGAUUAUGUUGAACGCAAUCAGGAGGAUUUUGAUGAAUUUAGUGAUGUUGAUGAGCUCUACAGUGCUCUACCUUUAGAUAAGGUUGAAGCACUUGAAGAUUUGGUUUCACUUGGUCCUUCCAGUCUUGUUAAGGGUGUUGGUUCUGUUUCUGCUGCUAAUGCGGUUUUAGGCUUGAAGAAUUCUGUUGCAAGUCCCUCUACUCAGGCUCCUUUGUCAUCAACUGCCUCACAAAAUACUGCACAGGACCAAGGUGAAGAAACAGCUUCUCAGGACAGUAAUUCUGAUAUGGCUCCUAGAACACCACCUUCCAAAAGUGGAGCUGUGGAAUCUUUGGUGUCAUUAGCUUCCUCCAGUGUUAGUUCUGGGACUCCUGCAGGUCCUACUCCUGCUGCUACUUCUAACGUUUCUGGACGCCCAUUGGCUAGUGGGCCAACUGCAGCAGCAAUACUGUCCAGUCCACUAAGUGUUCGAGGUGUUUCAGAUAACUCAUCUGCAGCCAUGUCUGCAUCUAUUGCUAAUUCAUCAAGUUCAGUGAAGGAGGAUGAUAACAUGAGCUUCACUGGCCAUAGAUCAUCUCCAGCCAUCCAUGAAAUUGGAAGUGGAAGAGGUAUUAGCCGAGGGAUAUCCAGUCAAGCAUCCAUUAGUGCUCCUCUGAGUUUAGGCUCUGCUAGUGGUGUUUCAGGAAGUGGAGCACUAGGUUCAGUCCCUGCAGUCUCUGAUUUAGCUAAGAGAAACAUGUUAAAUGGUGAAGAGAGAAUUGGAAGUGGCAACCUCUUGCAGCCUUUAGCUUCUCCUCUAAGCAACAGAAUCCUAUUGCAUCAGGCUUCAAAAACUAAUGAUGGAACUAAUUCAAAUGAUUCUAAUAGUGUUAGUGAGGCAGCACUUAUCGGUGGAAGAGCCUUUUCACCGUCAGUUAGUGGAGUUCAGUGGAGACCUCAAAAUGCAGCUUUUCAGAGUCAGAAUGAAACAGGUCAGUUUCGUGGACGGCCUGAGAUUGCUCCUGACCAAAGGGAGAAAUUUCUGCAACGGCUGCAACAAGUGCAGCAACAAGGCCACACUAACCUUCUUGGUGUUCCACACCUUUCUGGUGCGAAUCACAAGCAAUUAUCUGCACAACAGCAAAAUGCACUUUUACAACAGCUUAAUUCUCAAAGUUCUAUCUCACCUCAAGUGGGAUUAGGACUUGGAGUACAGGGACCAAGCCUUGCUUCUGUUACGCCAGCCUCGCAACAGAAGGCAACUCCAAUUCUUCAACAGUCCUCACCACAUCCCCUGAUUCCGACUGGACCAAAGGAUGGAGAUGCUGGACACCUGAAAGUAGAAGAUCAGAAUCAGCAGACGUUGUCUGAUGAUAUGAACGUUGAAACUGCUACAAAUUCUGGUUUCAACAAGACUGUCAACGAUGAUGACUUGAAGGCACCGUACAUGGGCACAACUUCACCAUCUAUGAUAGAAGGUACCCAGUUACCCAGAGAUACUGAUCUCUCACCUGGGCAACCAUUGCAAGCCAGUCAGUCUUCAGCAGGCCUUGGUGUUAUUGGUCGAAGAAGCAUCUCAGACCUUGGUGCCAUUGGAGAUAACCUUGGUGGAUCAGCUGGAAGUUCUGGUGGAAUGCAUGAUCAGAUCUAUAAUAUGCAGAUGCUUGAAGCUGCAUUUUACAAACUUCCACAGCCCAAGGACUCAGAACGUGUAAAGAGCUAUGUUCCGAGGCAUCCUGCAGUGACUCCUGCUAGCUAUCCCCAAACUCAGGCCCCAAUCGUAGACAAUCCUGCCUUCUGGGAACGAUUGGGUCUUGAUCCGAUGGGCACCGGCACAGAUACCUUGUUCUUUGCAUUUUACUAUCAACAGAACACUUACCAGCAAUACUUAGCUGCAAGAGAAUUGAAAAGGCAAUCGUGGAGAUACCACAGGAAAUAUAACACAUGGUUUCAACGGCAUGAGGAGCCAAAAGUUACAAAUGAUGAAUAUGAGUGGGGAACAUACGUAUACUUUGAUUUCCAUAUUGCAGAUGAUGGUUCACAGCAUGGAUGGUGCCAAAGGAUUAAGACCGAGUUCACAUUCGAAUAUAAUUUUCUUGAGGAUGAGCUUGUUGUGUAGAAUCACAUUAUAUUGACAAUUUAAUUUCAUGUUUUGGUGCAUCAUGAUCAAAGGUUUGUAAUUUUCUUUAGUUAUCAAAUUUAUGAACUAAUUUUUAGGUAAUCAAUUAAGACAACCGUUUUAGUAAGAUAUAAA
Messenger RNA from Elaeis guineensis (African oil palm), 3086 nucleotides. The record is from RefSeq and is a predicted model, not a curated record. NCBI's taxonomy places the organism in Eukaryota, Viridiplantae, Streptophyta, Magnoliopsida, Arecales, Arecaceae.